Photinus pyralis (common eastern firefly) is the source of this 1565-nucleotide messenger RNA. It is a transcript of the gene cu, whose product is annotated as nocturnin. The transcript has 7 exons. NCBI's taxonomy places the organism in Eukaryota, Metazoa, Arthropoda, Insecta, Coleoptera, Lampyridae. The record is from RefSeq and is a predicted model, not a curated record. Gene Ontology annotation, molecular function: 3'-5'-RNA exonuclease activity. The coding region runs from base 274 to 1452 and encodes 392 amino acids.
AUUCAUAUAGAUAUCCACGAUAGCGGCGCGUGCGUUUAUAUAAUUAACAAAUACGCACUCUAAAUGUCCUAGAGGUAAGCGAGUUUGUGUUCUCCGAGCAAGUUUUCCUCCUUUCCUGCGUUUUGACUGCUUUUUUGGAAGAGGCAACCUUCAACGUCAUCGUUAAUGAGUAUGAACAACUUAAGAAGCACAUCGUUCUUUCUUUGGAGUAUACGAGUUUCGUCUAAUUUUAUAUGAACUAAACUGAGCGCGUACCUACCAAGGAAAUUUAGAAUGGUCGCCUGGGGGAAUAAACUAAUGGUGCAGUCAGUGAGGAGAUUCGGCCGCGUUCUGGCCUUGCCAAGGAUGGGAAGCUUCAGCUCCGCUCCCAAAAUUCUGAACGACGACAAUCAAGACAGAGAUGUACGUUUGCCCGACACCAUCAGCAGAGUUGAACUACUGAAGCACUGCCAAAACUACUUGCAGCUACACCCCAUGAUCAAGAGGAACUUUCGAUUAUCUCCAGUGUACGAGACCGACUACAGCGCCAACUUUCACAAGCUUAACAGCGUCUCCAAAGCUUACAGCGACUACGUGUCGGGCGCUUACAACGUGCGAAUUCUACAAUGGAACAUUCUCUCCCAAGCUUUGGGGGUGAUGAACGACAAUUUCGCCCGGUGCCCCGACAGCGCGCUCGAUUGGAAUUUUCGUCGAUACAGGAUCGUGGAGGAAAUCGUACAAUAUUGUCCUGACGUCAUAUGCUUACAGGAGGUUGACCACUUCAAUUUCCUCAAGCACGUACUCGGCACGCAAGGCUACGAGGGGAUGUUCUUCCCGAAACCGGACUCCCCGUGCUUCUACAUCGAGGGAAACAACGGUCCCGACGGCUGUGCCAUAUUUUACCGUAAGAACAAGUUCGACUUAGUCAAGAACGAGAAUAAAGUCUUGGAGAUUUGGCGAAUACAAAGUAACCAGGUGGCAGUUAUGGCAGUAUUACGAAUUCGUGAGACCGGUCAGGAGGUGUGCGUCGUGACGACUCACCUCAAGGCGAGAGAGGGGGCGUUGCUGUCGACGCUGAGAAACGAACAGGGAAAGGAUCUGCUGCAGUUUAUUGGAUAUAAUUGUGGCAAUAGACCUAUUAUAUUGUGCGGCGAUUUUAAUGCCGAGCCGACCGAGCCGGUUUACGAAACGAUCUUAAACAGUAUGGACUUUUCCAGUGCUUACGCGAGUUGCAAUGUUGCCGAUCUGCGAUCGGCCGAUCGUGAACCACCGUACACGACGUGGAAGAUAAGGGAGGAGGGCGAGGUGUGCCAUACGAUCGAUUACAUAUUUUACAGUCGCGAUGCCAUGGAAGUUGAGGCGGUCCUCGAUUUCCCUUCAGGAGAGGACAUUGGCCAGGAUAGAGUUCCAUCAUAUUUGUAUCCAUCAGAUCAUUUCUCAUUAGUCUGUGACUUUAGAUUAACGAAUACCUAAUAGUCAGUAGCGAUUAAACCUUGUAUACGCAAUUGUAUUAUUCUGUGUAAUUUAUUGUUUUUUUUUUCGUUGGUGUGAUAUCUUUGUUGGAAAAUAAAAAAAAAUGGCGGACA